AUGAUUGUAGGUGUAGUUCUGUUCUUUGGAGGCGGUCCAAAUCAUGAUCGUCUUGGAUUUCGUUACUGGAAGGACGGUAAUGCAUUUAGACCCUAUAUUGUUGGAGGAGCCGCUGGCCGGUUCUGUGGGUUCUGGAAUUCUGUAGUCCGAGCCGGUUAUAGUGUGAUCAUGAGUCCUGAGUUGAUCACUAUUGCUAGUGGUGAAGCUGAGGCCCCUAGGAGAAACACCCCCAAAGCUACCAAGAGAUUUAUUUACCGUCUUGUGUUCUUCUAUGUGUUCUCAGUUCUUGUUAUUGGAUGUAUUGUGUCGUCUUCUGAUCCUAGGCUUUUGAAUGCUGUCUCCAGUGGUGUAGCCAAUGCUGCUGCCUCUCCCUUUGUUAUUGGUAUUCAAAAUGCUGGAAUUCCUAUUCUUAACCAUAUCAUCAAUGCUGCUAUUCUCACCUCCGCAUGGUCUGCUGCCAAUUCAUUUUUGUUUGCUGGAUCCAGAUCCUUGUACUCAUUGAGUUUACAAGGCAAAGCUCCUAAAGUUUUCCGUUACUGUAACAGAAAAGGUGUACCAUACGUUGCACUAUUGGCCGUUUCGGCAAUUGGCUGUUUGGGUUUCCUGAAUGCUUCGGCCUCUUCAGCUAACGUAUUCACCUGGUUCACGAACUUGUCCACUAUUGCAGGAUUCAUUGCCUGGAUCUGUAUUCUCAUCACUUACCUCAGAUUCCGCAGGGCCAUGGCUUUCAACAAUAUCCUAGACACUCUACCUUUUAAGACCGCCUUCCAACCAUAUACCACAUGGGUUGCCUUGGUACUGCUUGUCAUCAUUACCAUCACCAAUGGAUUCACAGUUUUUGUUGGAGGUUCAUUCACAGGAGCCGACUUUGUCGCCGCCUAUAUCACACUGCCGAUUUUCGUUGUACUAUACUUAGGACACAAAAUCUACUACAGACGGUGGAGAUGGUUCACUCCAACUUCAGAAGUAGAUGUUACAUCUGGAUUGUCCGAAUGUGAGGCAUACGAACGCUCAUGUCCUGAACGUGUGCCACGGAACGCUCUAGAGAAGGUCUGGAUGUGGAUUGCAUAA
This is a messenger RNA of Sugiyamaella lignohabitans, 1071 nucleotides long. It is a transcript of the gene PUT4, whose product is annotated as proline permease PUT4. The transcript has a single exon. The record is from RefSeq and is a predicted model, not a curated record. Gene Ontology annotation, biological process: amino acid transmembrane transport. Gene Ontology annotation, molecular function: amino acid transmembrane transporter activity. Gene Ontology annotation, cellular component: membrane. Lineage: Eukaryota; Fungi; Ascomycota; Dipodascomycetes; Dipodascales; Trichomonascaceae. The coding region runs from base 1 to 1071 and encodes 356 amino acids.